This is a messenger RNA of Gloeophyllum trabeum ATCC 11539, 1647 nucleotides long. Its product is annotated as 26S proteasome subunit P45. The record is from RefSeq and is a predicted model, not a curated record. The coding region runs from base 115 to 1461 and encodes 448 amino acids. Gene Ontology annotation, molecular function: ATP hydrolysis activity; ATP binding; proteasome-activating activity. The transcript is spliced from 5 exons. NCBI's taxonomy places the organism in Eukaryota, Fungi, Basidiomycota, Agaricomycetes, Gloeophyllales, Gloeophyllaceae. Gene Ontology annotation, cellular component: proteasome regulatory particle, base subcomplex. Gene Ontology annotation, biological process: proteasome-mediated ubiquitin-dependent protein catabolic process.
UAUUCAUCCCACCGCCAUUCACGUCGUUCUGCUCGUCUUGUCCUCAGUUAAAGCCUUGACACUUAGUCUACGAAUCGUUUGGUGUGCGUCUAGAAGAAUACAGCAUUCUUUGUAAUGGGUAACGCAGCCUCUGGCCUUCCUCCUCCAGGAGGCAACAGUCCCAGCGACAACCAGAACAACAAAGAGAAGAAGGAGGAGAAGAAGAAAUGGGAGCCUCCCCUGCCUACCCGCGUCGGCAAGAAGAAGAAGCGCGGACCGGACGCUGCAUCUAAGCUGCCCGCCGUUUAUCCCACCACCCGGUGUCGCCUACGGCUGCUCAAGAUGGAGCGCAUCAAGGACUACCUACUUCUCGAGGAAGAGUUUGUACAGAACCAGGAACGUCUGAAGCCCGAAGCAACUCGGGAUGAGAGGAACGAAGAGGAGCGGUCGAAGGUGGACGACCUGCGGGGCAGCCCCAUGGCCGUUGGGAGCUUGGAGGAGAUCAUUGACGAUGACCACGCUAUCAUCAGCACCGCAUCAGGACCCGAAUUCUACGUUUCCAUCAUGUCCUUUGUCGACAAGGACCUGUUGGAGCCCGGCUGCCAGGUCUUGCUGCACCAUAAGACGCAGUCGAUUAUUGGCGUAUUGCAGGACGAUGCGGAUCCCAUGGUCAGCGUCAUGAAGCUGGACAAGGCUCCCACUGAGAGCUACGCGGAUAUCGGUGGGUUGGAGCAACAGAUUCAAGAAAUCAAGGAAUCUGUCGAGCUUCCCUUGACGCAUCCGGAACUGUAUGAAGAGAUGGGUAUCAAGCCACCGAAGGGUGUGAUUCUGUACGGCGUGCCGGGAACAGGGAAGACUCUCCUCGCAAAAGCAGUGGCAAACCAAACAUCCGCGACCUUCCUACGCGUGGUUGGCUCGGAGUUGAUCCAGAAGUACCUUGGAGACGGUCCCAAACUUGUGCGCGAGCUCUUCCGGGUAGCGGAGGAACAUGCGCCCAGCAUCGUCUUCAUCGACGAGAUCGAUGCCAUUGGUACGAAACGGUACGACUCGACGUCUGGCGGUGAACGAGAAAUUCAACGUACCAUGUUGGAGCUCCUCAAUCAACUGGAUGGUUUCGACACUCGUGGGGAUGUCAAGGUUAUCAUGGCCACCAACAAGAUUGAAUCCCUGGAUCCUGCCCUCAUCCGACCAGGUCGUAUCGACAGGAAGAUCGAGUUCCCAUUGCCCGAUAUUAAGACGAAACGGCACAUUUUCAGAUUGCAUACGUCACGGAUGAGCCUUGCAGAGGAUGUCGAUCUCGAGGAGUUCGUAACGGCAAAAGACGAUCUUUCUGGCGCGGACAUCAAGGCCGUGUGUACCGAAGCCGGGUUGCUAGCGCUAAGAGAACGACGAAUGCGGGUGACGAAGGCCGAUUUCUCCGCAGCAAGAGAGAGGGUCCUUUACAGGAAGAACGAGGGGUUGCCGGAAGGGUUGUAUCUAUAGUUGGCUCGUUAUUAUACAUGCUGUACGACUUUGGAAGUACGCCUUUUGCACUGCAGUUUUGCCUCUCGAGGCUAAGGCCUGAGUAAUACAAAUACACAUGCUAUGUGUGCCGGGCGAAGAUACUCUGUUGUCAGGAAAAGUAGAUUCAGGCUCUGCAAACCAUACGACGUCACUAGCCUUGUUUAU